UAUUGUGCACAUGCACCCAUGAGACAUGUUGAAAUGAAAGGUAAAAAAACAUAUUUUUGUGUUUUUAUAAAUAUAUGUAUAUAUAAUAUAAAUAUUGUAAUAUAAAUAUUUUAUCAUUUUAGAAAUGGAAGUCACGUCUCCUGAAGGAAUCAGUUGUCAAAAUCUCGUCAUUUCUCAAGAAUCUGCAGCUGACGUGUUACAUGAAUUUGAGUUUAUGGAUACAAAUGCUCCUUCCACUUCACAAGGCUCAUCGAUGAAAUCAGGAACCAUAAGAAAACCCGAAAGUUUAAAUAACAAUGCAAAGAGAUCGAAAACUCAGGCAACUCAGGAAAUCCCUAUGAAAGCCCUAAUGCCAAUCUCAUUCCGCUCUGACAUCCAACAAGGAUUAGAUAAUAACUAUCUUUUACCAUCACAAGAAAAUGCAAUCAUCCGGAUUGCUUGCAACAACAUGAAGUCGAGGAAUCGAACUUCUCCUUCUGACAUAAAUCAAAUGGCAACACUUUUGCUACAAGAAUACCCGAUUCUAUGUAGUAGCAGCUCAGUGGGAAACAGUUUGGCGAAUUUAACCGACAGAAUCAAAAGAUGUUUUGCGAAUGCAAAUAGAACAGUCAAUAAGUCAGAAGACAGUGUUGUAGUUCAACAAAGUAUUUCUGAUGCGAUCACGGGAAUGAAGGCUGAGAUGCAGAGAGCUGAUAGAAGACACAAUAUAACCUUAUUAAAAACCUUUCUCAAUUCCACACGAUCUGUACGAACAGCCGAAGCUCGCAAAGAAACAGCAACAAAAAUCCUAGAAAAAUAUCCUGCAUUAAGAAAGGAAAUUUUAAUUCUUUGGGAGUUCGCACAACUUGUGAGUAUUGAAGUAUCAAUAUUAAAAAGCAAUUGGAUCAAUGCUUUGUCACGAAUCUGUUCCUUGUUUUUAACGGAUGAAGAUGUUUUAAAAUUCAGUAACAAUGCGCUAGCUUUGCAACUUUUGAGUAUCCUUCCUCGUUUGUUAGCGGACAAGUUGUCAGGAGACAAAACCAUUUUAAAAGUGUAUGAACAAGGUACUUUGAUCCCGGAAAUAAUUCCAGAAGAUGGUCAUCCACACCUCAUUGGAAUAGGUAACAUAGAAUGCUCUGACAUUAAUCUAAUUUGUUACGUUGAUGGGAAUCCGCUGUUUACCACUACCGCGUCAGAAGCAGUGCCAUUGUUGUUAGCUUCGUAUUGGAUUUUUCAAAUUAACUUUCCAAAAGCUUUAAGGAGACAAUUUUUUUUGUUAUCCGCUAUGUUUUUCCGCGAUAAAACAGAGAGAAUUUUACCAAAAGAUCUAACAAAUUUUAGAUCAGUAAAGACACUACUACAACAAGCAAAAAUUUAAUAAGAUUUUACUUAAAGCAAAAAAAGCCAAAUAUUUCCACUGGAAGCAAAUAAUUAAAUUCUUGCUUUUCGACUUUUUUAU
This is a messenger RNA of Leptopilina boulardi, 1438 nucleotides long. RefSeq lists its product as uncharacterized. The transcript has 5 exons. NCBI's taxonomy places the organism in Eukaryota, Metazoa, Arthropoda, Insecta, Hymenoptera, Figitidae. The record is from RefSeq and is a predicted model, not a curated record. Bases 125 to 1357 code for a protein of 410 amino acids.